This is a messenger RNA of Zootermopsis nevadensis, 2433 nucleotides long. The record is from RefSeq and is a predicted model, not a curated record. Lineage: Eukaryota; Metazoa; Arthropoda; Insecta; Blattodea; Termopsidae.
CGUCUCCUACCAUCGUAGUUUGUUUCUAGCAGCUUUAUCAUCUGUGAACGUCGUUGGGGUAGUAGGGCGUUUGGUAAUUUAGAAAGUGCAUUGAUGUGAUUUGGCUUGAAGCUUGUUAAUUUUGUGGUGUGAGAAUAUAAGAGUUCAAAAAGAUAUAAGAUGGAAAUGAAGGGCGGUAAGGAAAAUCCAAAAGAAUUUACAGAUGGUAACAUCCACUUAACACAGAAAGAAAGUGGCGACCACCUGCCAGACAAGUCCAGAGGUUCGAAGGAAAAUGGUGAACCAGAUGAUGGCGCUGACGAAAAGUUGGUCACUGGAGAUGGUGUAGUAAAAACAAGUAAAGAUGCGUCUGAAGUGAAAUUUAUCUCCAUUGAUUCCCAGAAUGGUGAUGCAAAAAUUGAUAUUGAAAAUAUGAAAAUUGCGUUUGCUGGCAUGGGCAAGGAAGAGCUGAUGAAAUUUGCACAUGAUCCUUUCUGGGUUCGACUCAGGUGGUUCCUUUUCAUAUUUUUCUGGUUACUUUGGGCAGCAAUGCUAGCAGGUGCAAUUGCUAUUAUUGUUAUGGCCCCUAAAUGUGCUGCGCCAGCUCCUUUGAAAUGGUGGGAACAAAGUCCCUUGUACCAGGUGUUUCUUCCAGCUUUCAAAGAUGGCGGAGAAAUUCUGGGUGGAACUGGAGAUCUCAAAGGCUUUCAGUCAAAACUUGAUUAUAUUAAGAAUCUCGGUGUAAAGGGAGUUGCACUUUCAUCAGUUCUAAAAGUGUCUGCUGAUGGAUCAGAUGAGGCUGUUGAGGACUUUCAGGAUGUGGACCCACGGUAUGGGACUGUUGCAGAGUUUAAAGCAUUGAUUACAUCAUUGAAAAGCAAGGGUCUUCAUAUGGUGCUGAGCCUUGUACCAAAUCACUCAAGCAAGAAACAUCCAUGGUUUGUCAAAUCAGAAAGGAAUGACUCACAGUACAAAGACUACUACGUCUGGUCUUCUGGUCCUCCAAAGUACGAUUCAGAGGGCAAACCAGAACCACCAAACAACUGGAAAAGUGUGGUGGGAGGUUCAGCUUGGGAAUGGAGUGAUAUGAGGAAGGCAUUCUAUCUGCAUCAGUUCAGUGUUGAUGAACCUGAUCUCAAUUUCACAAACUCUUUUGUUAUAGAAGAAUUCAAGGAGAUAUUCAAGUUCUGGAUGGAUCUUGGUGUCUCUGGUUUGCAACUGGAGAAGGUUGAGUAUCUUCUGGAAGAUUCUAGUAGACAAGAUGAGGUUCCUAGGGCUCCACCUGGUACAACUCAUGAUGAAUAUGACUUCUACAAUCAUGCAAGAACAGUGAACCAACCAGGAAUUUUGGGGAUUUUGGCAGAAUGGAAGGAAGUUAUCCAGAAUUAUACAGAUGGUACAAGGAUGCUCUCUGUUGUGGGCAAUUUACUUGUGGACUCUCUUGUGGAUCAAAACAGCAACAUUUCCAUUGCCCCCGUUGAUCUCCUACAUGCAGAUAGAGAAUUUUCGCAGUUGAGAAACAGCUUUAAUGCAUCUGACCUUAAUAAGAUAAUUCAGAAAUAUCUUGACAAACUUCCUAAUGAUACACGUCCAACCUGGGAGCUUAGCACAUCUCUGUCGUCACGGGUUGCUUCUCGUCUAUCUUCCGAUUAUGUGGAUGCAUUGAACAUGAUAGCCAUGCUUUUGCCUGGAACACCCAUCACUUUGUAUGGAGAAGAGAUUGGUAUGGAAGAUGCUUCAGGGAGUGUGAAACAUCCAGCGAGAUGUGUCAUGUCUUGGAGUAAUGCCACUAAUGCAGGUUUCAGUGAGGUUCCUGUUCCAGUUUACCACACCAGUAAAAACUAUGAAACUGUAAAUGUUGAAGCAGAGACUGCAGCUGCUGGUAGCAGUCUGUCGGUGUACAGGGAACUUGUUGAGGCUCGCAAUACACCAUCCAUCAUGUAUGGCACAAGGGAAUUUGCUGUCAUCGGCAAUGACACAGUGUUCUCUUUCACCAGGAUUUGGAUCAAAAGUGGCAACCCUGGGUACCUGGUUGCUUUCAACACGGCCGACAAGGAAGUCACAGUCAGUUUUAAUAAGCUGAAGCAUGUGCCAGAGGAGCUUAAUGUCUUGAUCAAGAGCUCCAAUUUCAACAGCACUGGCAUCAAAGCAAAGUCAAAACUGAACAGAGAUUCUGUUUGUUUGUCUGCCAGAGGUGCAUUGGUUGCAACCUUUGUACCUAAAGUGGAAUAGAACUACUCGUUUUAAAAAAAGAGGUAUAUGUCAUUUUAUUUUAUAAUGUGCAUAUUUAAUUUGAUAUUUUGCAUUUUUAGUGUAUUGUAUUCCAGGCUUAACAUGCAUUUCAGACAGAUGAAUAUCUUCAUGUAAACCAAAACAUUCCAGUUGUAUUCCAACAAUAUUUUAUUUUGCUUCAAUAAGUCAUGUAUAUGAAAAUAAAGUAGUUUCAGCAUUGCA